Messenger RNA from Dracunculus medinensis (Guinea worm), 2391 nucleotides. NCBI's taxonomy places the organism in Eukaryota, Metazoa, Nematoda, Chromadorea, Rhabditida, Dracunculidae. The record is from the annotation of a GenBank genome assembly.
AUGGCUGAAAUAUUAAUGCCUUCGCAAAUAUCCCUGAAGAAAGUUAUAUUCAUUGUCGAUGGUAAUGUUAAAAUGACACUUGGAUUAAUAUGGACCAUAAUUCUUCGUUUUGCUAUACAGGAUAUCAAUGUUGAAGAAUUAUCUGCCCGCGAUGGACUUUUAUUAUGGUGUCAAAGAAAGACUGCUCCUUAUCAUAAUGUGAAUGUACAAAACUUUCAUACAAGUUGGAAGGAUGGCCUUGCAUUUUGUGCUCUCAUUCAUCGCCAUAGACCUGAACUGAUCGAUUACUCAAAGUUACACAAAAGUGAUCCGCUUCACAACCUGAAUCUUGCAUUUGAUGUUGCUGAAAAACAUCUCGAUAUACCGAGGAUGCUUGAUCCUGAAGAUCUUGUGUACAGCCAAAGACCGGAUGAAAAAUCGAUAAUGACCUAUGUUUCAUGCUUCUAUCAUGCAUUCCGUGCAUUGAGGCUAACAAGUAAGCAUGCAGAAACAGCCGCUAAUAGGAUAUGUCGAGUACUAAAAGUAAAUCAAGAAAAUGAGAAAAUGAUGGAAGACUACGAAAGUCUUGCAAGUGAUCUUUUGGCAUGGAUCCGUCGAUGGAUGCCUUGGUUAUCAAAUCGCUCAUCAGGUGAUACAUUGGAAAGUAUUCGAAAAAAGCUCGAUGAUUUCAGGAAUUACAGACGUUUGGAAAAACCUCCACGUAUUGAAGAGAAGGGAAGGCUCGAAACACUCUUCAACACUUUGCAAACGAAACUUAGAUUGAGCAAUAGACCAGCUUUUAUGCCAAAAGAGGGACACCUCAUUAAGGAUAUCAGUGCGGCUUGGCGAGGUCUCGAAGAUUCCGAAAAGGGCUUUGAAGAAUGGUUGCUCAGUGAAAUGAUGAGACUUGAGCGUCUUGAGCACCUUGCUGAGAAAUUUCGCCGCAAAUGUGCAUUACAUGAAGAAUGGACUCAUGGCAAAGAAGAAGCUUUACAGUCAUCUGACUGGAGAUCAUCUGGGCUAUAUAAAAUCAAAGCAUUGCGGAAGCGACAUGAGGCGUUUGAAAGUGAUUUGGGGGCUCAUCAGGACAGAGUGGAACAGAUCGCUGCUAUAGCUCGAGAACUGAGUAACCUGAAAUAUCCAAAUAUUGGGCCGAUCAAUUCAUUAUGCCAGAUGAUAUGUGAUCAGUGGGAUCGCUUGGGUCGCCUUACAAAGCAACGUCGAAAGCAACUGGAAGAUGCUGAAAUUGUCGCUGAAAAACUUGAUAAAUUGUAUUUGGACUUUGCAAAGCGAGCGGCACCCUUCAAUAAUUGGCUAGAUGGUGCUAGAGAGGAUCUUGUUGAUAUUGUUAUUGUCCAUGAAAUGAAGGAAGUGCAAGAGCUUUUGGCUGCACACAAUCAAUUUAAAGUUACUAUGCCAAAUGCUGAUUCUGAAUUCAAAAAUAUUUUGCAAAUUGAACAAGAAAUUGUUCAUCUUGUUGAGCACAAUGGUCUGGAUCGGGAACUUCUCAGAAAUCCGUACACCGAUUUAUCGGCUAUUGAAUUACGACGUAAAUGGCAAGAAGUUCAGCAAGCUAUUCCCUCCCGAGACAAUCAACUUCAGAGAGAAUGGCACAGACAACAAAAUAAUGAAAGACUUCGUCAUUUAUUCGCUGAAAAAGCAAAUGCAGUUGGUCCAUGGUUAGAACAACAACUUGAACAAGUUUUGGCUAUUGGUCUCGGUGGUCGAGGAAGCCUUGAAAAUGCUAUUUCUCAGUUACAAUCAAUUCGACAACAGGCACAUAACUAUAAACCAAACUUGGAUGAAUUGGAGAGAAUAAACCAAGAGAUGCAAGAAAACUUCGUUUUUGAAAAUCGUGCUACUCGUUAUUCAAUGGAAUCCUUAAGAGUUGGUUGGGAAUCCCUAUUAACAUCGAUUAAUCGAACUAUUAAUGAAUGCGAAAAUCAAAUUUUGAUGCGUGAUUGUAAAGGUAUAACUGAAGAGCAGCUUAAUGAAUAUCGAGCAUCAUUCAAUCAUUUCGAUAAAGAUCGACGAGGCUUGGAUAGCGAACAACUGAAAUCAUGUCUUAUAUCGAUAGGUUAUAAUAUACGGCCUGGGAGAGAAGGAGAUCAAGAUAUGCACCGUAUCCUUUCCAUUGUUGAUCCGAAUAAAAUGGGUAGAGUGCCGUUUAAUGCUUUCCUCGAUUUCAUGACGCGUGAGACGGGCGAUGCGGAUACAAGUGAGCAAAUGAUCGAUUCAUUCAGGACUCUGGCAUCUGGAAAGCCUUACAUAACUGCUGACGAAUUACGACGUGAACUACCAGUGGAACAGGCAGAAUAUUGCAUUCGCCGAAUGGCUACAUAUCGAGAUUCUCACAUGCCUGCAGGAUCAUAUGAUUAUGCUUCAUUCAGUCGAAGCUUGUAUAAUUAUUAG